Messenger RNA from Castor canadensis (American beaver), 1791 nucleotides. RefSeq names its product integral membrane protein 2B (gene Itm2b). NCBI's taxonomy places the organism in Eukaryota, Metazoa, Chordata, Mammalia, Rodentia, Castoridae. Gene Ontology annotation, cellular component: extracellular exosome; plasma membrane; Golgi apparatus. Gene Ontology annotation, molecular function: amyloid-beta binding. Gene Ontology annotation, biological process: negative regulation of amyloid precursor protein biosynthetic process. The record is from RefSeq and is a predicted model, not a curated record.
GCGAGCCGCAGUAGCCUGCUCUGCUGCCCGCUGCCGCUGCGUCGCGCAGGAGCCCGGCAGAGGAGGCUGCAGCCGCCAUCCGCAGCCCGCGCCUCAGUCCGUCGUCGCCGCCGCCCUCCCGCCCGCCCAGGGCGCUCCAGGUCGCACCAUGGUGAAGGUCACGUUCAACUCGGCUCUGGCCCAGAAAGAGGCCAAAAAGGACGAGCCCAAGAGCGGCGAGGAGGCGCUCAUCAUCCCCCACGACGCGGUCGCCGUGGACUGCAAGGAUCCAGAUGAUGUGGUGCCAGUGGGACAGAGAAGAGCCUGGUGUUGGUGCAUGUGCUUUGGACUAGCAUUCAUGCUUGCUGGAGUCAUUCUUGGAGGAGCAUACCUAUACAAAUAUUUUGCACUUCAACCAGAUGACGUGUACUACUGUGGGAUAAAGUACAUCAAAGAUGACGUCAACUUAAAUGAGCCUUCUGCAGCUGCUCCAGCUGCCCGCUACCAGACGAUUGAAGAAAAUAUUAAAAUCUUUGAAGAAGAUGAGGUUGAAUUCAUCAGCGUGCCUGUCCCAGAAUUUGCAGAUAGCGAUCCUGCUAACAUCGUGCAUGACUUCAACAAGAAACUCACUGCCUAUUUAGAUCUUAACCUGGACAAGUGCUAUGUGAUUCCUCUGAACACUUCCAUUGUUAUGCCACCCAGAAACCUGCUGGAGUUACUUAUUAACAUUAAGGCUGGAACCUAUUUGCCUCAGUCAUACCUGAUUCAUGAGCACAUGGUUAUUACCGAUCGCAUUGAAAACAUUGAUCACCUGGGUUUCUUUAUUUAUCGACUGUGUCAUGACAAGGAAACUUACAAGCUGCAACGCAGAGAAACCAUUAAAGGUAUUCAGAAACGUGAAGCCAGCAAUUGUGUCACAAUUCGGCAUUUUGAAAACAAAUUUGCCGUGGAAACUUCAAUUUGUUCUUGAACAGUCAAGAAGAACAUGGAGAAAAAUUUAAUACCACAGCAUAACCCCACCCUUUGUAUUUUGUGCAGUGAUUAUUUUUUAAAAUCUUUCAUGUAAGUAGCAAACAGGGCUUCACUAUCUUUUCAUCUUGUUAAUUCAAUUAAAACCAUUACCUUUAAAAAAAUCUUUUCUCCUUUCUAAGUGUGGUGUCUUUUAUAUUCAAAUUAAUAAAUGUACGAAGUUAUAGACUAUAGUACAUUUCACCUUAGAGCUUAGGUAUUAGGAAGAAUUAAAAUUUCUUUAAAUCACUUAUCUAGAUUUUUAUGUUUUAAUUAUGCAUUUUCAAGAAGAGGGGUUAUCUGAAGAAUAUAUGCAUAUGUUAAAAUGGACCACAGUGACUUAUUUGUAGUUGUUAGCUGCCCUGCUACCUAGGCAUUUGAACUCACAUUUUCAUUUUCCUUUAAUUAAAAUGUGCAGUAUUUUCAGUGUUGCAUUUAACUAUUUAGAGUAUGAUUUCCACCUGGAUGUUUUAAUACCCUAGUUAUUUGCUGCAAUCAUAUUUUAGAAAAUGUUUGGAAUUUAAGAAAUAACUUGUAUUACUAAUUUGUAUCACCCGUAUCUGUGCAAUAGAAUAUAAAUAUCACAAAGUUGUUUGACUAGACUGUGUGUUGUUUUUCCCAUAUAAUAAAACCAAAGAAUGGUUCAUACCUUAAGACAUCCACGUGAAGAAGAAAACUAUUUUUUAAAAAAAUCCUUGUCUAUAUACAAUGGGUAAAUCAUAAAUUUAAAAAAAAUAAAAAUAAGCCAUUAAUAACCAAACCAGAUUCUUUGUGGAUACUAUUAAAGUAACAUUUAAGACUCAA